This is a messenger RNA of Ipomoea triloba (trilobed morning glory), 5593 nucleotides long. Its product is annotated as brefeldin A-inhibited guanine nucleotide-exchange protein 5-like. Gene Ontology annotation, biological process: regulation of ARF protein signal transduction. The record is from RefSeq and is a predicted model, not a curated record. Gene Ontology annotation, cellular component: trans-Golgi network. Lineage: Eukaryota; Viridiplantae; Streptophyta; Magnoliopsida; Solanales; Convolvulaceae. Gene Ontology annotation, molecular function: guanyl-nucleotide exchange factor activity. The transcript has 35 exons. Bases 111 to 5357 code for a protein of 1748 amino acids.
GUGGCUUCAGCUCCAGAUCCCAAAAUUCAUGCAACUCUCGCGGAGGAGACGGUUUCUACGCUGAGUGAUAACGAUCGCAUCCGAGAAGACAUCGAACCGAGUAGCGGAGAAUGGCGGCCGGAGGUUUCGUCACUCGGGCGUUCGAGUCCAUGCUCAAGGAGUGUUCCAGUAAGAAGCAUUCUUCUCUCCAGAUGGCAAUCCACAGUUGCUUAGAUGCUGAAAAGGCAACAGAUCAGCAGCACAUGCACAAUGAGAGUAAUGCAGUGACAUCUGCAGGCUUGAUUCAGAGUAGUCUGCCUGAAACUGAUGCUGGAUCCGGAACAAUGCACUCAACCCCAACUUCACCAAGCAAGACUCUCAUAACCACACUAGCAAAUGCAGGCCACACUCUAAGUGUAGCUGAGGCAGAGCUUGUUCUCAAUCCUCUUAGGCUUGCUUUUGAGACAAAAAAUAUAAAAAUUAUGGAGCUUGCUUUGGAUUGUCUUCAUAAACUGAUUGCAUACAACCAUUUAGAGGGAGAUCUUGGUUUUGAUGGUAGGGGAAAUGUGCCACUCUUUUCAGACAUCUUGGGCAUGGUCUGCAGUUGUGUGGAUAAUGUAUUACCAGAUGGGACUACUCUUCAAGUAUUAAAGGUACUACUUACUGCUGUGGCAUCAACCAAGUUUAGAGUUCAUGGGGAACCAUUGUUGGGUGUGAUUAGCGCAUGCUAUAAUAUAGUUCUUAAGAGCAAAUCCCCAAUAAACCAGGCAGCAUCAAAAUCUAUGUUAACCCAAAUGCUAAGUAUUAUCUUUAAGCGGAUGGAAACUGGAAACGUGGCCUCUACUUCAUCUGAUUCUGUUAAUCAGAAAAUGGCUGCUUCAGCAAAUGCACCUAACUUUGAGGUUGUGGAUAUGCCAUCUGAUGAUUAUAACAAAAAAGAAAUGAUGUUGGGAGAUAAAGUUUCUAGUAACCAAACCAAAGAUGAAUUUGUUGAUCCCACUCUUGAGGAACUUUAUAGUCUCGUGGGUGGGGCUGAUAUCAAGGGUAUAGAGGCUGCUUUUGAGAAAGCUGUGCAACUUGAAGAUGGUAAAAUGGCCGCAGGAGGGACAGAUAUAGAAAGCAUGAACAUUGGACUACAUGAUGCUUUGCUUCUUUUUCGCUCCCUUUGCAAGAUGGCUAUAAAGGACAAGAAUGAUGAACUUACAACUAAAACAUGCACUCUGUCACUGGAGCUUUUACAGGGUCUUCUGGAAGAUGUUAGUGAUCCAUUCAUACAUUUUAUUGAAUCUGUCAAAGCCCAUAUCUCCUAUACAUUGUUGCAAGCCUCGGUGUCACAGACUUCUAGCAUAUUUCAGUAUGCAACAGGAAUUUUCUCUGUACUUUUGCUACGGUUCAGGAAAAACCUUAAGGGUGAAAUUGGGGUUUUAUUUCCCUUGUUUGUUUUGCGCCCAUUGGGUGGACAAGACCCUAACUUUAAAACAGCUGUUCUCAGGAUGCUGGAAAAAGUCUGUAAGGACUCAAAGAUGCUUGUUGACCUAUACGUGAACUAUGAUUGUGAGCUCAAAGCACCUAACUUGUUUGAACACACGGCGACAACUUUAUCCAAAAUUGCCCAAAAUGCAGAUUCAAACUCAGUUGCUUCAUCUCUAAUGGGAUCAACCAAGUUGUCAUCCCUUCAGUGCCUUGUCACUAUGUUAAAAUCACUUGUUGAUUGGGAGAAGUGUCAACGAAAACCAUUAAGAGUUAAUCGAAGGAAGCAGUCUAUUGAAGAAGGUUUUAGCGGAAUAUCUGAUGAUAUAAGAGGUAGGGAAGAUUUACCCUGUGAUUUUGAUAAGUUGAAGGGCCAUAAAUCUACUAUAGAAGCUGCAGUCUCUAAAUUUAAUAGGCAACCCAGUAAGGGGAUAGAAUAUCUGAUAUCAAGUAGGCUGGUGGAGAGAUCGCCUGCUUCAGUUGCUCAAUUUCUCAGGAAUACUCCUAAUUUGGAUAAGGCCAUGAUUGGUGACUACUUGAGUCAGAAUGAGGAGUUUCCGCUUGCUGUCAUGCAUGCCUAUGUUGACUCAAUGAAUUUUUCUGGAAUGAAGUUUGAUAUGGCAAUUCGGGAAUUUCUUAAAGGAUUGCGACUUCCUGGGGAAGCUCAAAAGACAGACCGCAUAAUGGAAAUGUUUGCAGACCGUUACUAUGCAGCCAAUACUGAUCUAUUCAAGCAUGCAGAUACAGCUUAUGUUCUAGCAUAUGCAGUUAUAAUGUUGAAUACUGAUGCCCAUAGCCCAACAAUCUGGCCGAGAAUGUCGAAGGAUGAUUUCAUACACUUGAAUACCAUGAAAGAGGCUGAUGAAUGUGCUCCUAAGGAACUCUUGGAGGAAAUUUAUGAUUCUAUUGUUAAAGAAGAGAUCAAAAUGCCAGAUGCUCACAUUUCCCUUGCAGAAAGUAAUAAACAAAAGCUGGAACUGGAGGAGAGAUGGCGACUGGUCAGUAUUCUUAAUCUAAGUCUACCAAGAAAGAAUCAUUUGAUUGACUCAAAGUCCAAACGUGAGGCCAUCAACACACAGACAGAAGCUAUUUUUAAAAAUCAAGGUGGGAUAGAAGGGGUGUUUUAUACUUCAUACAAUAUUGAGCUAGCAAGCCCUAUGGUUGAAGCUGUAGGAUGGCCAUUGCUUGCUACUCUUGCAGUUACUAUGGAGGAAGGAGAAAAUAAAUCAAUGGUCUCUCUUUGUAUGGAAGGAUUUAAGGCUGGAAUUCACAUCACCCAUGUUCUCAGAAUGGACACCAUGCGCUGUGCAUUCUUGACAUCUCUUAUCAAAUUUAAUUUGUUACAUUCACCAAAGGAUAUGAGAAGUAAAAAUGUGGAAGCACUGCAGACUCUACUGGUUUUUUGUGAUUCAGAUCCCAAUGCCCUUCAGGAUACAUGGUAUGCAGUGCUUGAGAUUGUUUCCAGACUUGAAUAUGUUGUAUCUUCUCCUAGUAUGGCUGCAAAUCUGAUGCAAGGAUCUAACCAAACCUCUCGAGAUUCUUUUCUUCAAUCACUGAGGGAGUUGGCUGAAAAACCUGCUGAGCAACUGUUCAUGAAUAGUGCUAAAUUGACCAGUGAGGCGGUGGUGGAAUUUUUUACUGCUUUAUGUAAUGUUUCUGUUGAGGAAUUAAAACAGCUUCCAGCACGUGUUUUUAGCCUGGAAAAACUCAUUGAAGUCAGCUACUACAACAUUCCUCGUAUAAGAAUGGUUUGGGCAAGAAUAUGGUGUGUGCUGGCUAGUCAUUUCAUUUUUGCUGGGAAUCAUCCUGAUGAAAGAGUGUAUGUGUAUUCCAUAGAUUCUCUUAAGCAGCUUGUCAUGAAGUAUUUGGAGCGCACAGAACUCACCAAUUUCAGAUUCCAGAAUGAUAUUUUACAACCAUUUGUGACACUUAUGUGUGAUAGCAAAAGUGAAUCCAUGAGGAAACGUAUUGUUGAUUACAUCGUACAAAUAAUAGAGUUUAAGGCUAUGAAUAUAAAAUCUGGCUGGAGAAGUGUGUUUAUGAUUUUCACAGCUGCUGCAGAGGAUGCACUAGAGCCAAUGGUUGAAAGUGCAUUUGAAAAUGUAGAACAGGUUAUUCUGGAACACUUUGAUCGGAUUGUUGGAAAUAGUUUUGUGGAUUGUGUCAGUUGCUUAAUCGGGUUUGCCAAUAAUAAGUGCUCCCACAGAAUUAGUCUGAAGGCCAUUGCACUAAUUCGUAUUUGUGAGGAUCGCCUCGCUGAGGGCUUGAUGCCAGCUGGUGCAUUGGAAUCAUUCGAUACUAAUGCAGUUAAAAGUUAUCAUGUCACUGAGGAUUAUUGGUUCCCAAUGCUGGCUGGUCUCUCUGAUCUAACCUCUGAUACCCAGCCAGAGGUUAGAAACUGUGCACUUGAGGUUUUGUUUGAUCUGUUGAAUGAGAGGGGCAGCAAGUUCUCAUCCUCAUUUUGGGAGAGUAUUUUCCACCAUGUGCUAUUUCCCAUUUUUUAUCAUAGACGUGCUGGAAAAGAGAACUCUGAUUCUUCUAGAGAUGAAUGGCUUCGUGAAAAUAGCAAAUAUUCGCUCCAGUUAUUGUGCAACCUUUUCAUCACUUUCUACAAGGCUGUUUCUUUUGUGCUGCCUCAACUUCUCAGUUUGCUGUUAGAUUGUGCCAAAAAUGCUGAUCAGUCAGUGGUUUCAGUCUCUUUGGGUGCACUACUGCAUCUGAUUGAAGUAGGUGGACGUCAAUUCAGUUACAGUGACUGGGAUACGUUGUUGCAAAGCAUAAGAGAUGCUUCAUACACAACACAGCCUCUUGAGCUGCUGAAUGAUUUGGGAUUUGAAAAGGCAAAGGAUCAGACCCUAUCAAUUAGAGAUUUGGAAGUCUCUUCACCACAUUCAAGUAUUGGUGCUGAUGGCACUGCAAAGGUUCAAAAUGCAUUAAAAACACAAGAAGACAAUCAGGAGAUGAACCCUAUUGAUCAGAAAGAAAUUGAAGGAAUGCCUUCACCUUCUGGAAGAGCUAAGGAAUCUACUGCUUCUGAAGGUCUUCAACGGAGUCAGACAAUAGGUCAGAAAAUAAUGGGAAAUAUGAUUGACAAUCUAUUUGUCAGAAGUUUUACCUCUAAACCCAAAAACACGAAUGAAGCUUUGGUACCUUCUCCACCUAAGAUUUCUGAAGAUCUGAAGCCUGAUGAAAGAUAUGAGGAUGAAAGUUCAAUAUUGGCAACAAUUAGGAGCAAAUGCAUUACACAGCUACUGCUUCUAGGUGUCAUUGAUAGUAUUCAGAAGACGUACUGGAACAAGUUGAAGGCAGCGCAGAAAAUUGCUCUAAUGGACAUUGUAUUAUCUGUGAUAGAGUUUGCUGCAUCAUAUAAUUCAUAUUCAAGUCUCAGAUUGCGGAUACACCAACUUCCUGCUGACAGGCCUCCCUUAAAUAUUCUCCGCCAAGAGUUAACAGGAACUUCUAUCUAUCUUGAUGUUUUACAUAAGGCAACUGCAGAAGCUAAUACUGAAAAAGAUGAGAUGGACAAGACUGGUGUUUCUCAAAAUGGAGAUUAUUUGGGGAGAAGUAGUGAUGAAACAUCAAUAAUGGAAAUUGAAGAAGAUGAAUUUGAAGGAGUCGCAGAACAGAAGCUGGUGUCAUUUUGUGUAAAGGUUCUAAGUGACGCAUCUGACUUCCAAUUCAGCACAGAGGACAACACUAGUACAGAUGCUCAUCAAGUUCUAGAACUGCGUUCUCCCGUCAUUGUUAAGGUGCUGAGGGGCAUGUCCCAUAUUAACAGACGAGUAUUCAGGAAUCACCUCAAUGAGUUUUAUCCUUUGAUUACUAGACUCAUGUGCUGCGACCAGAUGGAUGUACGUGGAGCUCUUGCCGAUCUGUUAAGCAUGCAGGUUAAAGCGCUGUUGGUGUAAAAAUAUUUCAAGCUGGGAUGUGAGUGGAAGAAGUACAACGAAAGAGGCAUGGACGCAAUAGGAAGCCAUCAAUUUGACGUGCAACUAUGGAUUUCUGAGCUUAUUCUUGCUAUAUUUUAUUAUGCCAUAAUAAGAAGGUAGACUAGAGGUAAAUUUAAGUAAAGUUGUUUUUAUUUGUUCCGUUAGUUAUACUUUGAUGCACUGAACUUUUACGAGCCCUUUCAAAGAAUUCCAUU